AUGGCAAAUGGUGGCAAUGGAAUUUUGCUGGCUGUGCCUGAUAUGGUCGCUGAGUCGCGCAGUGCAGUUAUAGUGGAUGAUGUCAGCAGUGGUGGCAGGUGUGAUUUGCCUGGAACCCCAGUGCAUUCGCUUGGAUACCCUAUCACAGAUGGUGGUGGAGUUGUGUCGUCUGCAGACUGGAGUAUUCCGCGUGAGCAGAAGGAUUUCUUCGCACCACUGCGUAAGUCUUUCUUUGAUCUAGCCAGCAGGUGGCGGCUGAUCCCACGUCUGCGUGCUCGUAUGGAACAAUCUUCGGAAGAGUCGCUAUUUUCUGCAACUGAGGUGUUGGAGUUGCGCGAGUGCGUCCAAAACUUCUUACGUAAGGAAGGAUUGGAGUGCAAUUUGGACAUUCCACAGUACCAGCCAUUCUUGCUGGACAUGUGGCGAGCUUUGGGAUCUUUGACCGGUGAUAUUGACCGCGAUCUGCCUCGCAUUCUCGAAGAAGGUGUGGGAACCGGUAUUAAAAGUCCCAUCGCCCCGUCUGGUGUCUGGGAUGAACGCAUGGAGUCGUCUUGUUUUGAUGAGUAUGACUUGCGUGUGUUUGAGACCCCUUGGCAAAGCGCUUCCGAGGACGUUGCCUUUACUCGCUCGUUAAUCAUGAAGGACGUGGAGGCAGGAUUCGCGUAUAUUCUGCCUGGCGGAGAAUCUGAGGCGCGGAGUCGCUGGGGUCCGCAUGUUGCCGCCGGCAAGUUGGGAGUUGUCCGUGUCCCGGGAAAAAAUCCCCGUUUGAUCGGAGAUGGUAGCGUCAGUGGUGCAAAUGGCGCAUCUUGCAUUCCUGAAAAGAUGCGGAUGCCAGAUUUGGAAUCUAUUCAGAGAUUUAUUUCUGAGGCUGUGACUUCAGAGGAUUGGUGGAUGUUUUCGUUUGACGUGCAGGGUGCACAUAAGCUGGUGUGCGUGCGUGAAGACGAACAGGGUUUCAGCAUUUUCAUUCUUGAUGGCGUGUGGUAUGUCUACAGAACUUGCUAUUUUGGCUGCCGCUGGGCAGCGUACUGGUUCAGUCGUGUUGGCAGCUGGUUGGUUCGGCUGCUACACAGGUUCAUCUGGAUUCAGCACGGGUUAUUCCUUUAUGUGGAUGACGGUCUCGAGUUUUUACCAUGUUCUGUGGGCCCGCUUCUUGCUACAAGCACCCUGAUGUUAUUGACUGCAGUGGGAGUACCGUUGAGCUGGAAAAAGGUAAAAAUGGAGCAGGAGCUGGUGUGGAUUGGAUGGCGGUUUAACACCAUGGCUGGAGCGGCUUUCUUGCCGUAUGAGAAGGCUGCACGGAUUGUCAAUUACCUUCGGAAGCUGUGUGUGUCUGGUGCUCGCGUAGAGCGUCGUGAGCUGGAAAAGGCGAUUGGGCUACUGGUAUGGUUUUGCGAAGGAGCCUUUUGGUUGCGUCCAUGGCUGUCCUGCUUGUAUAAACUCUUGUACAAACCGUCAGUGGUCACACGCAAACUGCUGGCCUGCCAAUUCCAUGAUGUGGUCUCCUCGUUGUCUGCGGAGUUGACGACUGGUCGGCACUUCCGGAAGUUUGAUGUCGGAUCUGGCUGGAAGCUGCAUUCAGUCAACAACACCGAGGUCAGCAGCUUGUCCUGUCGUGCGCUGCAGACGCCACGUGUGAAGCAUGGAUGUGUUAGUGCUGUGCGACAUCGACACGGUGCUGGCAUUGGUGGCUGGUGGGUACCGGCGGAUGAUGGAAUUGUUCAGGAGAGUGAGGCAUUCUGGUUCUCGGUUGUGCUUCCGAAGCAGUCUUGGCCGAAGUGGCUGCAGUUAUCUGCAUCCGGGUCGGACUCGUUGCAGAGUGGCAUUGCAGCUUUUGAAGCGCUGGCUCAGCUUUGCUUGCUCCUGCUGCGACAUCGACAUGGUCACUAUGAUUCCGGUGGCUUCACGCUUCGUUUCUCUCAAUUGUGCGACAACGCGGGCGUUUCUGCAUUAAGUGACAAGCUUAUGACACAGUCUACGCCACUUUGCUAUGUGUUGCAAGCUCUGGGCUUCUACUGCUGCCAACUUGGUGUGGUUUUACACAGUAACCACAUUGCUGGAAAGAAAAACCAGUGGGCAGACAGCCUCAGCCGCGGGACCAUCCCGUCGGGCUUCUGCAGUUCAAAGCGACAGGAUCUUGACGUGGGUGCUAUCCUGCGUGUGCCUUGGCAGGUUUGA
Symbiodinium natans is the source of this 2178-nucleotide messenger RNA. The record is from the annotation of a GenBank genome assembly. NCBI's taxonomy places the organism in Eukaryota, Dinophyceae, Suessiales, Symbiodiniaceae.